CACCCUUCCUGUCUGGGAGCUUUCAGUCACACCUCCACUUAACCACUUUACCUCUGCACAAACCGUUGCAGCUGAAAGGCAUCUUUGACUUUGAUUGUGGAUUUACGACAAGAAGUGACCAGCAGAUUGUUGUUGCAACUGAGGGGACUAAAAUCUUUUUGACGUUUUGCUGAUGACUGAGCCAUGACUUUGCAAAGGAUUCCAAAAAUUGCAUUGGUCGUGUGAUAUCUCCCAACAAGUCCAGACAUUGUCCUGAAUAACAUACAUCUGUGCCAUCAAAAUGCAGAAGCAAGUCGAGGUCAGGAUGAGCGAGAGCCACAUAGACCCAAUCGUGGAGACUCCCGAGAAUCCAUGCAGCAAUAUCUGUGAAAAGAUAAUGAAGAACAUGGUUCUCACUCUCACAAUCCUGGGUGUGUUUCUUGGUUCCAUUGCUGGAAUGCUUCUACGGCACAUAUCACCCCUCCCUCCUGACGUUAUAAUGAUCAUUGCCUUCCCUGGGGAGAUCUUAAUGAGGAUGCUAAAAAUGCUUAUUUUGCCUCUUGUUGUUUCCAGUUUGGUCACAGGACUUGCGGGUUUGGAUGCCAAAUCCAGUGGUCGUUUAGGCACCAGAGCGAUGGUGUACUACAUGUCAACAACAGUAAUUGCAGCCAUCCUUGGAGUAAUCUUGGUGUUGGUCAUCCAUCCAGGGAAUCCCAAACUAAGAGCUAAUCUAGGACAGGGGAAAAAGAACGAUGAAGUAUCCAGCGUUGAUGCUUUCUUCGAUCUCGUUCGAAAUCUUUUCCCAGAGAAUCUGGUCCAGGCCUGUUUCCAGCAGAUCCAGACAGUAACCACCAAAGUACCAGUGCCAACCAACAGGACGAGAGCACCUCCACAGUUCACAGUUAAGAGGUCACUUCAGUUCAAGAGUGGGAUGAAUGUCCUCGGGCUGAUUGGAUUCUUUGUGGCUUUUGGAGUUAUAAUGGGGAAAAUGGGAGAGAAGGCCAAGCUGAUGUUGGAGUUUUUCAACGUUCUGAAUGAAAUCGUUAUGAAGCUUGUGAGCGCAAUUAUGUGGUAUUCUCCUGUUGGUAUCGCCUGCCUUAUCUGCGGAAAAAUAAUCUCCAUUGCUGACUUGGAGAUGGUUGCGAGGCAGCUUGGGAUGUACAUGGUGACUGUGAUAGUGGGCCUAAUCAUCCAUGGAGGCAUUUUCCUUCCGCUAAUAUAUUUUGUGAUAGUAAAACAGAAUCCCUUCACCUUCUUUAUGGGAAUAUUUCAAGCCUGGGUCACAGCACUCGGAACGGCAUCUAGUGCUGGUACCUUGCCUGUCACAUUCCGAUGCUUAGAGGAAAACCUGGGUAUCGACAAGAGGGUCACACGCUUUGUCCUCCCCGUGGGGGCCACCAUUAACAUGGACGGUACGGCGCUCUACGAGGCAGUGGCGGCCAUCUUUAUCGCUCAAAUGAAUGGGAUUGAGCUGGACUGGGGCCAGAUAGUCACUGUGAGCAUGACAGCCACCUUGGCCAGUGUUGGAGCUGCCAGUAUUCCCAGUGCAGGACUUGUGACCAUGCUUCUGAUUCUCACAGCAGUGGGGCUCCCCACUCAGGACAUAAGCCUCCUGGUCGCUGUUGAUUGGCUGCUCGAUCGUUUCCGCACCUCUGUUAAUGUGGUUGGAGACUCCUACGGUGCCGGAAUCGUUUACUACCUUUCCAAAGACGAACUAGACAUGUAUGAUGCCCAGCAGACCCGGAUGGAUGACUUUGAGAUGGCAAAGACACAGUCAUUUUUUGAAAACAACACCAACCAGAAUAUGUAUGCUCACCACAACUCAAUCCUGAUAGACGACUGCAAGGUCAAAAUCGGCAAAAAUGGCAACACUCCAGAGUUCUCUAUUGUUGAGGAGGAUCCGUGGAAUUUCAAGUAAUGCAGAUUCAGCACUUUAGCCUGAAUUUGUCCAGCUGUAACUUUCUGAGGACACUAAUUUAAUGAAAAUAAACAAACAAAUAAAAAAAGCAUAUAUAUUUUGUGCAAGGACACAGAGAGUGCAUUGAGAUGACACAGAAUGGAAACUUUUCUGCAAGAACUAACUGCUGUCAAGUCAACGAAGAGUUCCCUUUCUUUCCUGGGUAACCUCUGGAGGACGCUGUGCUUUUGCAUCUUAAAUCUGAUCUUACAUCUGGAAGUUUAUGCAUGCACAUAAACUGGAAUGAACUUUUCUGCUUCAAGCAAUUCUUUGGAUGAGUCAAAUAGUUGGCUGACGACACUCAGGACCUUACUCAGGGUUGCUGCAUUCUUCCUUUCUUGUCAAGACAACUGAUUUCUUUAUUAUUGUGUUUAAGCAUUUGCUCCAUGGCCUAAGGGACAAAGACAUGAACAUAUUGGAGAAAUUGCCUUGGCAGUCAAGAUUGUAAGAAAGAAUCAGAAUGGAGUAAGAAAUUUGUUGGUGAAAUGCAAGCUUCGUCAUUAAAUAUUUGACAUUCACAAAUGUGUAACUUUCAUUGCUGUUUGAUUUAUCCAAAGGUUAAAAAGAACAUAACCAAAGUGAAGCCCUGCUUCUGCUGGCAUUAACUUAAAGUACUGGACUGUUAAGCAUUGCAUUACCUCUGACUGUUUGAUUUAUGGGAUUAUACCUUCAGACACGUGGUCAAGCCUAAGAAGUGAAGCUUAAGACUUAAGACAGGGAGUGGCUUCUAAAAGCGGCAACAAACAGAACACAAUGUGUUGCAGAGAGGAAAUCGGUUACUGUGUUUAUUUAUUCAUUUAUUUAUUUAUUUAUUUAUUUAUUUCUACUUUAUGUGUCUGUUCUUACGUAUGAACCAAUGAGUGUCUGUUUGCCUGUGACCUGGGAAGGAUGUUUGAUUAUUUCCGUGCAUUUUGGGGCUGAAAAGAACAAAGAUUAAAAGGGAAAGAAAGCUAGUGGUUCAACAAGAGGAAACACAGAAAAAAGGAUUUUCUCUGAAAAUCUAAGUAGGACAUAGUUUUGUGUGUUUCAUUACAAACUGUUCUUUUUUCUGUGCUAUAUAACAACCUUGCCUUGAAGAUGUCACAUUCAGAGUGUGAUCACUUUGACUAAAAUAUUUCUGGACUGACGUUGCUAAGCUUUUUAGUGGACUUAAGUUCACUGGAUACAUUUGCAGAGA
This is a messenger RNA of Poecilia latipinna (sailfin molly), 3113 nucleotides long. It is a transcript of the gene slc1a2a, whose product is annotated as solute carrier family 1 member 2a. Gene Ontology annotation, cellular component: plasma membrane. The record is from RefSeq and is a predicted model, not a curated record. NCBI's taxonomy places the organism in Eukaryota, Metazoa, Chordata, Actinopteri, Cyprinodontiformes, Poeciliidae. The transcript is spliced from 11 exons. Gene Ontology annotation, biological process: L-glutamate import across plasma membrane; L-aspartate transmembrane transport. Gene Ontology annotation, molecular function: glutamate:sodium symporter activity; neutral L-amino acid transmembrane transporter activity; L-glutamate transmembrane transporter activity. Bases 281 to 1897 code for a protein of 538 amino acids.